Messenger RNA from Sebastes umbrosus (honeycomb rockfish), 6524 nucleotides. RefSeq names its product period circadian clock 2 (gene per2). Gene Ontology annotation, biological process: circadian regulation of gene expression; entrainment of circadian clock by photoperiod; negative regulation of transcription by RNA polymerase II. Lineage: Eukaryota; Metazoa; Chordata; Actinopteri; Perciformes; Sebastidae. Gene Ontology annotation, molecular function: transcription corepressor binding; transcription cis-regulatory region binding. Gene Ontology annotation, cellular component: nucleus; cytoplasm. The record is from RefSeq and is a predicted model, not a curated record.
CAAUGAGCGACGAGCAUGAGGAGGAGCGGCUCGGAAUGAAGUCACUGCCUCCGCUGGAGAUCCAGGGCAGAGUACUGUAUCUGGAAACCUGAACGGGGAGUGUGUCAGACCUCAGACCCGGACCAAACCAGCUAGGAUCGUCGUUACCCGGUCGGUUUCUCUACCACAACGAGCUCUAAAAACAACAAGGCUUUAUUUCUCUGCAGGAUCAGGAGAAGAUUUGCAUUAUUGUGAGAUCAAUCCGCAUCCUCUUUUAUUCUCUCCGGCGACACCCUUGUGAAAAUGGGGUAAUUGUGUUCUUUCAUUAUCCAAUUACAACUUACCUGCAACAAGCCCAGGACAGCACUCGUCCUGAUGUCGGAAGAUUCAGACUCCAAGCCCUAUCGCUUCUCGGUGCUGAAGGACCAGGAUGGAGCCUCAUGCGGCUCCAUGCCAAGGGGGGCCUCAGGGUGCAGCUCCAUGGCACAAUUGCACCGGAUGGGUGGCUACGGCCAAGGCGGGACCGACUUAGGCUUCACCUCAGAGGGCAGCGACAGCAGCGGUCAGGACCCUCCCGCCUCGCCGCACAAGCAUCGCAAGAAUGCCCGCGCCAGAUCGCUCCCCGAGGAGGACGUGGAGAUGAAGAGCAGCGGGUCCAGUGGGAGUGGAACCGAAUCACACGGAAAUGAAAGCCACGGCAACGAGAGUCAUGGCAGCGAGAGCCACGGCCACGGGUCAAUGGGCAGCUCCAACGGCACCAGUAAAGACUCGGCACUGCUGGAAUCUUCUGAAAGCAACAAGAGCUCGAACUCUCACAGUCCGUCUCCUCCCAGCAGCUCAAACGCCUUCAGUCUGCUGAGCUCAGAGCAAGACAACCCUUCAACCAGCGGCUGCAGUUCACAGGAGUCGGCCAAAGCCAAGACCCAGAAGGAGCUGCUUAAAACACUGAAAGAGCUGAAGCUUCUCCUGCCCGCUGAGAAGAGACACAAUAGCAAGGCCUCCACGUUGAACACCCUCAAGUACGCACUCCGCUGCGUCAAACAAGUGGAAGCCAAUGAGGAGUAUUACCAGCUGCUGAUGACCAAUGACAGUCAACCUUCAGGCCUGGAUGUAUCCUCUUAUACGAUAGAGGAGAUAGACAGCAUUACUUCUGAAUACACCCUCAAAAACAACGACAUUUUUGCAGUGGCGGUGUCUCUCAUCACAGGAAGGAUAGUCUAUAUUUCUGAUCAGGCUGCCUCCAUCCUCAACUGCAAAAGAGAAGUGUUCAAGAACAGAAAGUUUGUGGAGUUCCUGACGCCGCAGGAUGUCAGUGUGUUCUACAGCUUCACGACACCGUACCGCCUGCCCUCCUGGAGCAUGUGCACUGGAGCAGAGUCCUCGCCGCCUGACUGCAUGCAGGAGAAGUCCUUCUUCUGUCGUAUCAGCAGUGGUAAGGAGUGUGAGGGCAAUCUGCAGUACUAUCCAUUCCGCAUGACGCCCUACCGGAUGAAGGUCCAAGACACAGUACAUGCUGACGACCAGUUCUGCUGCCUCCUGCUGGCUGAGAGAGUUCACUCUGGUUAUGAUGCACCCAGAAAUCCAACAGACAAACGCAUCUUCACCACCACGCACACUCCCAGCUGUGUGUUUCAGGAUGUGGAUGAGAGAGCGGUUCCUCUCCUCGGGUACCUCCCCCAGGACCUGAUUGGCACAUCAAUCCUCCUCCACCUUCAUCCCAAUGACCGACCGAUUAUGUUGGCUAUUCACAAAAAGAUUCUUCAAUUCGCAGGACAACCAUUUGACCACUCGUCCAUCCGGUUCCGUGUGCGAAACGGAGAAUACAUCAUUCUUGACACCAGCUGGUCCAGCUUCGUCAACCCCUGGAGCCGCAAAGUCUCCUUCGUUAUCGGAAGACAUAAAGUGCGCAUGGGCCCCGUGAAUGAAGACGUUUUUGUGGCCCCGGUCUCAACCGUCCGUGAGAUGAAAACCAUGGACUCUGACAUCCAGGAGAUUACUGAGCAGAUCCAUCGGCUCCUGCUGCAGCCGGUCCAUAACAGCAGCUCCAGUGGCUACAGCAGUCUGAACAGAAAUGACCACCUUGUGGGCAUGAGCUCGUCUAGCGAGAGCCUCAACGACAGCGGGAGCAAGACCCGACAAGAGGAGGAGGAGGAAGUGAACGGCAAAGCCAGACCGCGAACUUUUCAGGAAAUCUGUAAAGGAAUACAUCUUCAGAAGAGCCAGGAGCAGCAGACAACCAAACCAGACAUCAAGAAAAGCAAUGGCAAGUCCGUACAGAAGAGCUCAGCGGUGGUGCGGCCCAAAGACUCAGCCGCUCCCCUCCACUUGAAGGAGACCGGUGCCACUAUGGAGGAGAGUCGGUCCUCUUCCCAGGAGGAGACAGCCUUAAAUGAUCAGACCGUCUACUCCUACCAGCAGAUCAGCUGUCUGGACAGUGUUGUCAGGUACUUGGAGAGCUGUAAUGUUCCCAUCCCAAUGAAGAGGAAGUGCCAGUCUUCCUCUAACACCACGUCCUCUAACUCCGAUGAGGACAAACCGAAGGGACCUAACAGCAUGCAGGUGUCUGAAGAACCAGCCUUGUUGAGGAAUCAGUCUGCUCUCUCCGCUUUGGAUGCUCGAGACAAAAAGUCCAGUGACGCGACCACAGCGGUAGUGGGCACCUCGCUGCCCUUACCUGUACCUAACAAACCAGAAAGUGUGGCGUCCAUAAGCAGCCAGUGUAGCUACAGUAGCAUCAUAGUGCAUGUUGGGGACAAGAAACCUCAACCACAGUCAGAGAUCAAAGAGGAUGUCCAAGGAACAGGACAGACGGUGAAAUCCAGCCAGAGCCUCUGGCCUCGGGCUCCUCUUUCUGUUGUUUCACCUCACAGUCAGCAGAGGGAGUCCUAUAAAAAACUGGGGUUGACCAAGCAGGUUUUGGCCGCCCAUACGCAGAAGGAGGAGCAGACCUUUCUGUAUCACUUCAGGGAACAUCGAGGACUCGCGGAGCUCAAAGAAAACUGCUCUCAGUACCUGGAGUGCCCGAGAGAGCAGAUCGCCAACGAUGCUGUACCUGCUGCUCGACUCUCCAAGCGGGGUGGACCGUGUGCAGAGCCCGCGGCGCGGCAAGGCACACGGAAUAAGAAGACCAAGUCAAAGCGAGCGAAGAAGAUGGAGUCGUCGGACAGCACAGUGUCCCAUCACAGACUACAUCUGCGGCCUCCUCUCCUAACCCACGGCCUUAACCCGACCUCUUGGUCACGCUCUGACACCUCACAGUCAGCAUUUCCCAUGGCUUACCCCUCCGUGAUGCCAGGCUACCCCCUCCAGGUUUACCCCGGAGCCAGCUCCAUGGAUCCCCGUACAGACGCCACUCUACAAGGCUUUGGAGACAAUCAGGGCACUCAGGCCCCUGCCUGUCCCCCACCUAUCCAUGCUGCUCCCUACACCAUCCCCAUGGUCACCCCCAUGGUCACCCCCAUGGUCACCCCAAUGGUCACCCCCAUGAUCACCCCCAUGGUCACCCCCAUUGUGGCUCUAAUGCUGCCCAUGCCCUACCCUCCAAUGGCCCCCGGACUGCCACCUCCACAGCAAAUGUACCACGCAGCCACUGGUGGCUUCCCCACCCAACUACAGCCUUUUGGUCAGGCUGCCUUUCCAGACCAGGGCUCCUUCACAGCUCCACCUUCCUUCAGUGUCCAGAACCAGUUCAACACAGAAAACCACUUAGCUGUUCAAGCGGGCUACCAGACCCCGUCGUUCUACUUCCCUCCAUCCUCGGAAACCUCAAAGGCGCCCGUGGUGGAGGGUCAGUCUCGCUCCUCUACGCCGCAGUCUGGAGGAGGUGGAGGCCCGGGGUCCCCACCCCUGUUCCAGUCUCGCUGCAGCUCACCCCUCAACCUGCUGGAGCUGGAGCUGUCUGUGGACCGGCAGGACAGCACCGUGCUCUCCUCUGGAGGACAAGGGAAUAACACUGUUGAAAGGGAGAAAGGAGCAAGUGACAGCCAGGCCAAGGAGAGGGAGCUGAAUCAGCCGUCUCUCAGUCUCCUUGGUGCACCUGGACCGUUGUAUUGCGAGGGCUCGCCCAGUGUCUGUGAGCGUUUGUCUUGGGAUAAAGUGUGCUCUAGGCUGAGGGCUUGCAGCAAAGAGGCGAGUUCACGUGGCGACGGGAACACCAGCGACGCAAACUCUUUGUCCAGCGACAUGCUGGACAUUAUUCUCCACGAGGACUCCUGCUCAGGCACCGGCUCAGCCACCUCGGGGUCCAUUGGCUCAGGGUCCAACGGCUGUGUAACUUCAGCCAGCGGUACUUCCAACAGCGAGACGUCCAACAGUGGGACGUCUAAAAGCAGGAUAUCAGCCAGCGGGACUUCCGGCAGUGGAACAGGAAGCAACAACAGUAGCAAUUACUUUGGUAGCGUGGACUCGUCUCAGAACAGCCAGAAGGUCAAAGGUCACUUGAGCGGCAGUGAGGCAAGGCCCGUGGAGAUGGACCAGAGCGAACACUUCAUCAAUGACAUCCAGAGAGUGCUCAGAGAGGACCGAGAGAAGCUGAGGCUGCUGCAGAAGAACCAGCCGUGCUUUUCAGAGGAGCAGAAGAAGGAGCUGAUGCAGGUCCACCCCUGGAUUAAGAGGGGAGGUCUGCCCAGGGCGAUAGACAUCAAGGCGUGCUCCUGCUGUGACGGCGCCUCAGAGGAAGCAGCGGCGGCAGCAGCAGCGGGCAGAGAUCAGCCAGACCUGGACAUCAGUGAAACAGAGACACGCUGCCUGCGGAGGCCCAGGGAGGAGCCCUCAAAUGCUCUCUCAGACACAACCAGCUAGACAAUAAACUCCUCCUGACUUUCAUGGCGACAUUCAUCAGCACCACUGUGAAGAGGGACCUACUUUACAUGAAGCAUCUUAACAGACCUUUGCUCUUCCUACAACAUUCUUCAUCACCGUCUCUGUCUUACUCUUUAGAUGUCCGACAAAAACUGUCUCAAACAGUCGAGACUUUUGUAGAAAGUGAACAUACGAGUGCUGGACUCUGUGACUAUGUCACGAUCUGCUUCUGUGUAGCACUUAACAAAGCAGCAUAUGCACUGAUCAGGAGAUGCCAAGCCCAAUGACAAGUGAAACACAAUAUGUGCUAAUAGUAGAGGUCAAACACACACCAACCAUCUGGAGGCUGCUCCAUACACAUGGCAGGAAGUGGCUCUGCGGUGUUCUAACUGCUGCGGUAAAUGAAUGAAUUCAGCCUUUUGUGACGUGAGUUUCUCAGUUACAACAACAUUGUGCUACUGUACGUCAGCAUGUGGUGAGAACAGGUGGAGUUGAGUUUCAGUCAUCAUAGCCAUCAAACACCAAAUGAACGCACAAGUGCACUUUGUGGGCUGCACUGGAAGAAGGAGAAAAACACGAGUGAGACUCCUGUACGUCUGCUGUAUUUUCCCAAAGGACUUGCUGGUUGUUGCAUUUAGUGACUGAUAGGAAAUUAAAGUGCAAAAUACAAAGUUGCGCCUGUAUACAGCAGCGAGCAGGCAUGGAUGGGUGACGCAUUUCACCACCUCCAUCCACACUGGAAAACAUGUACCAGAUUCUUCACUUAAGUAAAAGUAGUGAAAAACAAAUACGAUGCAUUGCAAAAAAAGUACAAUAUUUCCCUCUGAAAUGAAGCAAAGUAGAAGAAUAAAGUAGUAUAAAAUACUAUUUGUUACUGAUCUGCAGGCAUGAUGGAGGUGGUGAAAGCAAUUGCCCUGAGAAAAGGUCAAUCAGGGUGAAACACAUACUGUAAAGCUACUCACCAACCCAUCACGAUAUAUUGUUUCUGAGAAAUGUAUCAUUAGAAAUUUGCAUUUUCCCAGCCGCCUGCGUCACAUGUUACCUAAUGAAACUUUAAGUUUUCAUUCUUUAUGCAUAUUUCCACUCAGCAUUUAUUUCAGUAUCAGCUGUGAAACUUGCCUCUCAUGUAAAGACUCGUGUGAAUGUCUGUAACAGUCUUUGACUCUGAACAUACUGUAUAUAUAUAUAUAUAUAUAUAUUUUUACAUGCACUAAUUGUUUCUGUAAGUUAUUUAUGGAAUACUGACUGUAAAUACUAUUUUUUUUAAAUGCGAACAUUAGGACAAAUCCCACCAUGGACUGUAAAAUACUAGAGUUGUUUAUGGUGGGUGAUAAACAUAAAGUGAAGAGAAUAUUGAUGUUUUCCCCAUGCAGUUUUAAAAGUGUGCCACAUGACACUUGAAAUGGUCUGAUGUUGCCCCUCAUAAAUAUGGAAAAGAGCCUCCUGAGCAUCCUGUGGAAGUGUCUGAAGCUCAUUACCGUUUUGUGUGGUCACCUCAGAAGUGGAAGUUUAGGGUUAUUGCACGGAUAUAAAGCAGCUCAGACAGAUGUCAAGUGACUGUGUGGAGGGCUUUUCCUUCACUUUGAAGCUCUCACUGGCAACUUUUCCUUACUUUGUCAUUCUGUCAUUUGAACAGACAACUGACAACAACAAAUGCACAUUUUUUAUUUUUGAUGAUGAAUGUUCUUGUUAUGUUUGUUAAAUUUUCUCUAAAUAAAAUGUUGCCGAAUUGAGGCUACAGUGAC